CAUGUUCGUUUCCGGCAUCAGCUCUGCUCCACGCUGACAACCCGUGGGCUGGUAACACGUCCAUGUGCUCGAGCUAAACACGGGAUACCAUCACAACGGGAGCUUUAGUCACACUGUCCGUCGCGCUGGUCUUUUCAUUCAGGUUCAAAUAAGGACGGGAUGAGGAACCGAAAUGGUGGCGGUCUGGACAGUCGACUCAAAUACAGAGUGGAGCAGUAUAUGACGACCUGCACCAGUGAAUAUGUGGACCUUUCAGCCAUGGCCCUGGCACUUCAAAAGCUGUUCAGAAUGGACUAUGGCAGGAGAAACAGGAACGCUUUCAGGAUUCAAGUAGAGAAAGUGUAUGACGCAUACAUGGAGGACUCCGGGCUGAAUGAUCAUGAGAGCAAACACUUGGCUAAGAGAGCCAAGCACAGCCACAAUGACACUGGUGACGGCAGCAGCUUAGAGUCCUCUGACACUGAUGACCACGUACAGGAGAACACCCCCACCAACCACAUGAACAGCUCUCUUACGUCUCUGUACCGGAAGGGACUCCCUGACCCCAGCGGCAGCUCACCUGCUGCCAGCUCUCCUUCUUCUAGCACGGCCAACCAGCCUCCAGGUUCAGGGACGCUGGUUUCCACCGGAGGCUGGUUCAUUGAUCGAGGCAGAGGGCCGGAGAAGAGCAACGUCCUCAUCGACCUGCGUGAAGAGGAGCCAACUCAUUUUGCAACAAAUACAGAUGUGUCCCUGCUGGAGCCGGAGAAAUCUCACAAAAAGUCCAAAAAAAAGAUGAAGCUAUCUACUGAAACUACAGAGUCUCGAAUCGUGGUUAAGAAAGCCAAAUCAAAGUCCCUCGAGCUGCAUUAUCCCACUCUGAAGUUCGAAGAUGUCGGAGGUAACGAUGAGACGUUAACGGAGGUGUGUAGGCUGCUGAUCCAUAUGCGUCACCCAGAGGUGUACCAGCAGCUUGGAAUGGUUCCUCCAAGGGGCUUCCUCCUACAUGGACCUCCUGGCUGUGGAAAGACCCUGCUGGCCCAGGCUGUGGCUGGGGAGCUGCAGCUGCCCAUGUUAAAGGUGUCUGCUCCGGAGCUGGUGUCCGGAGUGUCCGGAGAGUCUGAACAGAAGCUCAGAGAGCUGUUCGACAUGGCUGUGAGCUCUUCACCGUGUAUUCUGUUCAUCGAUGAAAUCGAUUCCAUCACCCCAAAGAGGGAGGUGGCUUCUAAAGACAUGGAGAGGAGGAUUGUAGCCCAACUGCUAACGUGCAUGGACGACUUGAACAGCCUGACGGUGACAGCUCAGGUCAUGGUCAUCGGGGCCACCAACAGGCCCGACUCCCUGGACCCCGCCCUCCGCCGAGCUGGACGAUUCGAUAGAGAGAUCUGCCUUGGGAUCCCAGACGAAGCCGCUCGUCUCAGGAUCUUGAAGACGUUGUGUCGAAAGCUGAAGUUGCAGGAGGACUUUGACUACCAGAAGCUGGCCCGGCUCACCCCGGGCUACGUGGGCGCGGACCUUAUGGCGCUGUGCCGCGAAGCUGCCAUGAGCGCCGUCAGCCGGGUUCUGCUGGAAAUGAGAGGACAGAGCAAAGGACGGAGCUCGACCGAAGAGCUUUUGACGAGCGGAGCUCAGACUGAGGCGGUGACGGAUGGCGAGGUCGGAGAGUUAGGAGAGCAGCCGGUCACAGACGUCAAGCCGGUACCUCAAGAGUCAGAACCCAGUCACCUGCAGCAGGGAGAUCUGUGGCACCUGCUGCAGUUGUUGAAGAACACUGCGACGCUCUCGGAGGAGCAGCUGGCCGGCCUGGCCAUCCUCAUGUCGGACUUCCUGGCCUCUCUGUCCAGCGUCCAGCCCUCAGCCAAGCGGGAGGGCUUUGCCACCGUGCCGGACGUCACCUGGGAGGACGUGGGAGCCCUGCAGGACAUCAGAGAGGACCUCACCAUGGCCAUAUUGGCUCCAGUGCGUUCUCCAGAGCAGUUCAAGGCUCUGGGCCUCAGUGCUCCGUCUGGUGUGCUGCUGGCCGGACCUCCAGGAUGUGGAAAAACCCUGCUGGCCAAGGCGGUGGCCAAUGAGUCGGGCCUCAACUUCAUCUCCGUCAAGGGUCCAGAGCUGCUCAACAUGUAUGUGGGCGAGAGCGAGCGGGCGGUCAGACAGGUGUUCCAGAGAGGACGCAACUCGGCCCCUUGCGUCAUCUUCUUUGAUGAGAUCGAUGCCCUGUGUCCUCGCCGCUCGGGCCACGAGUCGGGAGCCAGUGUGCGGGUCGUCAACCAGCUGCUCACAGAGAUGGACGGCUUGGAGACUCGCCGGCAGGUCUUCAUCAUGGCUGCCACCAACAGACCAGAUAUCAUCGACCCUGCCAUACUGAGGCCAGGUCGUCUGGAUAAAAUCUUGUAUGUAGGUCUGCCCCCUCCAGCUGACCGCCACGCCAUCCUGCUCACUAUCACUAAGGCGGGGACCAAACCUCAGCUGGAGCCGGACGUCUGUCUCCAAGAGAUUGCCUUGGAUGAGCGCUGUGACUGCUUCAGUGGAGCCGACCUGACUGCCUUAGUGAGGGAAGCAUCGAUUAACGCCCUGAGGGCUCACCUCAAGUCUCAGCCUUCACAAGCGUCUUCUCCUGGUCUCUUCACAGGUCACACCUUCUCUUCUGGAUCUGUCGCCGACAUCCGAGUGAGCAAACAGAACUUUGAUGAUGCCUUCAAGAAAGUUCGUCCAUCUGUGUCCAAAAAGGAGCAGAAGAUGUACGAGCUGCUCAGAGAGACGCUCAGCCGAUAACCACGAGGACGGUUCAGCUCGACAUGUUGUUAUGGUUGCAUCAUAAUGCUGAUGCCUGCCUUUUUAAUAAAGUGUGUGUGUAGACAAUAGA
This is a messenger RNA of Pseudoliparis swirei, 2842 nucleotides long. RefSeq names its product nuclear VCP like (gene nvl). Gene Ontology annotation, biological process: ribosome biogenesis. The record is from RefSeq and is a predicted model, not a curated record. NCBI's taxonomy places the organism in Eukaryota, Metazoa, Chordata, Actinopteri, Perciformes, Liparidae. Gene Ontology annotation, molecular function: RNA binding; ATP hydrolysis activity; preribosome binding. Gene Ontology annotation, cellular component: nucleus. The coding region runs from base 160 to 2751 and encodes 863 amino acids. The transcript is spliced from 24 exons.